AUGAAGAGCCUUCCGCGACUCCUCGGUUUGGUGGUCUUGGCUACACAACUCCAGGCCUCCUUCGCUUCCUUUGCCUCCUUGGACUCCCUCUACAUCGAUGGACACUGCGAUGCCGCGGUGAACGGCGUGUGGGAGCAGUCGACCUCCACGGCGAAUGUGGAAAACGUGACCUUCCAACGGCAGGACCUGCGGCUGUACCGCAGAGAUGACGGCGACUGGGUCCUGGUGGCGCCAAUCGGCACCCUGGGCCGGUCGCUGGAGCCGAGCCCGGUGCCACCGACACCGAGCACGCGGAGCUCCGAGUGGGAGAUAUGGUGUUCCGACGCGUCGAAUGCCAUGAAUGGCACCUUGUUGAUGGCCCGCUUCUCCCAGGAGAUUUACGACAUUUCGACCAAUCUCUGUGGUGAGAGGCUUUCCUUCAGCCGCAUCAGCAGACAUCUAUACUUCGCCGGGAAUGCCUCAGGCUCUGGACAUUUCUUGUUCUUCAACUGUAGCAGAUCUUCCUGGCAUAUCACAACAUCCAGCAUGGGUCUGUUGGAAUUGUCGGGGACGUGCGAACCAUCAUAUCCUAGCCACUCCUGGGCCAUCUGCGAUGGCAGCAUGAUCAAUUUGACGCUACACCAGGAGUUCUACCCCGUCACUGGAUGUGGAUCAGAGUUCUUUCCAGAAGGGCGCACUGCCAAUGGAGCGCCUCUCUACCGUGCGGAUGAUCCGAGUGGUGCGAAUCGUUACAAUCGUUACCUCUACUUCGAUCACUGUGCUUCGGGAACCGCUUCGGGCACCUUCCGGUGGAUUCUCAGUGGCGGAAGCUGUGAGGGCGAGACGGGUGAGACAUCCGCUGCCACCGGGCCUCCCUUGGGAGAUGCCGAUACCUGUGACUUCGCGGCCAAGGACAACAUUCAGUUGCCCCUGGACGUCUACAAACUUUGGACAUUGCCGGGCUUCUCUGAGGCCUUGUCCGAGAAGCAGAAGCUCUGCGACGUCGCACCCACGGCCUUCGUGGGGGAGUUCCAACCGGACUUGGAAUAUCUGAAGGCCAUGGCAGGGCCAGAGACCCUGAUCAGGAGGAUGCUGAUCUACUCCCGAAACCCAGAAGACCUGGAGGAAGUCGCCAAGGAACUGGACGUGACCUUCGUGGUAUCUCAGGGAUGGCCCUUUGCAUUCAUCUUCGUUUGGCUUCCCCUGGCCUUGUCGCUGCUGUGCUCAGCCAUUCCAAGCUGUCACUGCUGUCGUUGCUUCGCCAGGGAGCGUAGGACCAAAUAUCGGAUGAAGGUCCUUCUCUUCAUCAUUUUGACUUUGGUCCUGAUUGGAAUAGCCACCUGCAUUGGCAUUGCUUCAGCUGGCUUGCAGACUCUGGAAGAAGGACAGUUGAUGAGCCAUUGCGCAUCAUCGCAGCUGAUGUCCACCACCUUGGAUGGCGACGGUGUUGACUUCGUUGGCCUCCGACCUCUGCUGCAGCGCCUUGAUGCGGUGCUGCAGGGGCAGGAGAAGGAGGCCUUCCUGUCGCGCACGCAGCGUGUGGUGCGCAGUGCCCAGUUGGCCACGGCCACGCUGCAGCUGCUGUCGUCCACCUUGGACGCCCUGGACGUCGACGUCGCUGCCACGUGGCACCGCUGCGGCUACUGCGAGGAGCUGCGACCCACGGUGCAGGCGGCCCUGGAGAAACUGGAGAACUACCUGGCGAAGUCGCCGGUGGCCACACAACGAGCACUGGAAGGGCGCGACCUCCACAACCGCCUCAGCGCUGCGGCAGCGACCCUCAGCCGGCUGCAGCAGCUGGCGCUGGAGGCGCUGCCGUUUCUCUACGCCGAGAACGGCCUGGGACGCGUCUGGAGCGAAACCUUUGGAAUUCUGGUGGGUUUCAUCUUGCUGCAGACCAUUCUUUUGGUUGUCACCUUCAUCAUGGCGUAUGGCUCGAUGGCAUCCUUUGCACAGGAACCCAGGGAAACCGGCAUUACGGGACAAGGUGAAUAUUUGCGACGAACCUCAGCAUGCUCUUGCUGUUCUUGGUGUUUCUUUUCCGGCUUGGCCGUGAUGAUGUGUGCGAUGGCUGGAUGUAUUGUUGUGGCCUACUCGCAGCUGGGAGGCUUUUGCUUGGAAUUGCACAGUGAUGCAAAGGCGGAUCUCUUUCGUACCACGGGGCUUUCACAACACAUGGCAGACAUGCACGCGUUGGAUGUGUUGGGUAUACUGCAGGUGACCAGCAGUUGUCUUCCAAAGGAAGGUUCUCCUGCCACCGAUGUCUUCGCCCUUCUCCAAGCGUCACCUUCCGGGCCCUCCGUGAGAGAGGUGCUGUCAGAUUUCACGGGCCGGAUGCCAACGGCUUUGCCGGAGAUCAGCGAACUGCGCAGAUACGUCCGGGAUACUCCGGUGGAUGCCCUGCUGCUUCCCAGCGCCGACGCGCAGUCGAACCCGCGCUACCGCGCCAUGCUGACGGACCUGCGGACGCGCAUCGGCUUCAGCAGCUCUGUGGCGUGUGCCGAUUGGACCCUGCCCGGACAGCAGGUGAUCCCAGGAAUGGAGACCUUUUUCGAGUCCUUUCGGUCCAUGGGUGUGGCUUCUGGAUCCUGCAACAGCUCCAACCAGUCGUUGAUCUGUUCAGAGGUGGUGACCACAUCGGGCCAGGCGUGUCGCGCAGCGCAGCGCUUCGUCAAAGCCAAGAACCUCCUCCGGAAGAAGCGCUUCCGAUGCGACCUCUUUGCAGACGCAUCGGAAGUUCCGUGUGAUGUCAAAGACAUGGUGAAAGUGAACGGCGAGUGGCAGCCUUGUGUGCCGCACACGGUGCAUCGGAGGUGCGACCUGGAUGAGUUCAGGACGUAUCUGAUGGAUUUCGAUGUGCGGCUAAGCAACGUCUUCCAAAUGCUCGGAGAGGAAAUGGAGGUUGUGAACUCAUCUGAUUUGACAGAUCUCAGGAUUCUUACCGCACCGAUACCUGGUGGAUGUGAGAACUUUGCAUUGUUUUGGCAGAGAUUCUUGAAUGGACUUUGUUUCGUUUCGCUCCCUGGAUUGCGCACCAUUACCAUGUCCUUCUUGGUUGCCUCUGGUGUGGCCCUUAGUGGAGUGAUUCUGAUGUAUUUCGUGUGGCGUCGGGCCUAUGACAACUUCUCUCGCUCCCAGGAACUCUUCAAAGCUCCCGACAAAGCCCCGGGAUCUGCCACUCCCCGUGCACAGGGCACCGCCCGCACUGGCGGCGCGGAGCGAACGGCAGGGGUCACGUUUUGGAUCAGCGAUGAGGAUGAAAGCUUGAGCGGCACCGUCUUUUUUUGGGCUGCCGAAGGCACCUGCUUCAACUACUCGUCCCAUGCCUCGGGCCAUGCCUCGGGUGCCUCUGCCAUGAGUCGCGUGCCGCGGCCGCCCUCGUCGCCGCGGCGGCCCCGCAACGGCCGCCGCGCGCCGCACGCGCCGCACCCGCUGCACGAGCGCAUCCAGCGCUGCAGCAGCGUGCCGGAGACGGCGGAAGCGAUGUGUUUCCUCUGCGAAAACGACAAAUGGAGAUAUGAACGACCUGAACUGAAAAUCCGAGAAAAGAAAAAAGAUCGCAAGGUCAAAGAAGAAGAGAAUGAGAAAGAUAAUCUCUACUCUUUGAUGUUGGCUUUAUCCAAAGUCUGCAAGCAUCGUGAUGCCGCGGGAGAUCGGAUGCCCAGCUAUGGUGGAGCCGACCUAUGGACUUGGCUCUUGGAACCUCUACGGAGCUUGGUGCCUUGUGAGGAGGUGAAAUUUGUGGUCCGGUGCUUGGGGCCAGUGCCUGCCACCCCGCAGUUACCCUUCUCCCAUGAUGCCGAGGCGCGGCGCCGCGUCACGGCCAUCACCUACGUGGAGAAGUGGCCGCAGCAGCGGAUCGAGGGUCAGGCCGCGUUGAUGCAGCGGAUCCAGGUGCUCCCCUCUCCGGAGGCCGCGCGCCACGACUGGCAGCGCUUCGAGGUGAUCCAGUCGCACUGCGCCUCGCCGGGCGCGGGCCGCGCCGCGCGCCACGUCAAGGCGCGGCCCGGACCGGGGACCGGGGAAGGCCACCGAAAACAUACCGAAAUGCUGGGAAAAGGUGGGAAAACAUUAGGAAAACAAAGGGAAAACCAUGGUUUUUUUUCAAUUAGUUUUGAUUUGAUUUUUUGA
Molecule: messenger RNA, 4110 nt
Organism: Cladocopium goreaui
Lineage: Eukaryota; Dinophyceae; Suessiales; Symbiodiniaceae
Source: the annotation of a GenBank genome assembly